Messenger RNA from Gadus morhua (Atlantic cod), 2548 nucleotides. RefSeq names its product syntaxin 3b (gene stx3b). The coding region runs from base 371 to 1234 and encodes 287 amino acids. The record is from RefSeq and is a predicted model, not a curated record. Gene Ontology annotation, cellular component: plasma membrane; SNARE complex; postsynapse. Gene Ontology annotation, molecular function: SNARE binding; SNAP receptor activity. Lineage: Eukaryota; Metazoa; Chordata; Actinopteri; Gadiformes; Gadidae. Gene Ontology annotation, biological process: intracellular protein transport; exocytic insertion of neurotransmitter receptor to postsynaptic membrane; vesicle fusion. The transcript is spliced from 11 exons.
GCAAGAGCCAAAGAGGUCCUCCGCACGCAUGCGUCAAAUAUAAAGUGCGUUUUAGAAUGAUUACUUUGGGCGAGCAGUGAGAAAGAGGGAGAGAGAUUAUGCUGCUGGACACAACUGCUGUUUUAAUCCUUCGGGCGAUGAGAUUUAGCGGAAACCACACGCUUUAACCUCAGCAGCCAUGUUGUAUGGAGAAUUCACAGAACAUCUCUUCUAGCGGAUACCGUCCUCUUCAGAGACACCCGGGACUAGACUUUUGAAAAGUCAAGUUUUCCCUGGCGGUGGGAACCCCCUGGAGAGAACUGAUCGGCUGAAGGAGUCUGCUUUACCGUCUUUAUUCAGUGCCUCUCUCCAGAGCUCCAGACCCGACACGAUGAAGGACCGCCUGGAGCAGCUCAAAGCGACGUGCGACCAAGAUGACGAUGAGGUGGAGAUCUCCAUGGACAACGCAGCCUUCAUGGAUGACUUCUUUUGUCAGAUCGAGGACAUCAGGAACAGUAUUGAUAAGAUCGAUGACCACGUGGCCGAGGUCAGGAAGCUGUACUCGGUCAUCCUGUCGGCACCUACGUCUGACCAGAAAACACAGGAUGAGCUGGAGGCCAUCACCAACGACAUCAAGAAGAUGGCCAACAACGCCAGAAACAAGCUCAAGACCAUCGAGAGGAACCUGGAGGCAGAUGAGCAGGAGAGGGUCUCCGCCGACAUGAGGAUACGCAAAUCACAGCAUGCUGUGCUCUCCAGGAAGUUUGUGGAGGUGAUGACCAAGUACAACGAGGCGCAGGUGGACUUCAGGGAGCGGAGCAAAGGCCGCAUCCAGAGGCAGCUGGAGAUCACUGGCAAAGCCACCACGGACGAGGAGCUGGAGGAGAUGCUGGAGAGCGGCAACGCGGCCGUGUUCACCGCAGGGAUCGUGGACUCGGGCAUCUCCAAGCAGGCCCUGAACGAGAUCGAAGCCCGACACAAGGACAUCGUCCGGCUGGAGAGCAGCAUCAAGGAGCUGCACGACAUGUUUGUGGACAUCGCCAUGUUGGUCGAGAGCCAGGGAGACAUUGUUGAAAACAUCGAGUUGAAUGUGUCCAAGUCGGUGGACCACAUAGAGGUGGCCAAAACUGAGACCAAAAAGGCUGUAAGGUACCAGACCAAGGCCCGGAAGAAAACGGUGAUCAUAGUGGUGAUAGUGCUGAUACUGCUGGCCAUUAUUGCGCUCAUUGUGGGGUUGUCAGUAGGACUGAAGUGAUGUUGAGGAGGAGAGAAUGAGGAAGACCAUCAUCAUCACUGUGGUCUGUGCUUUGAUCGCUGUGGUCAUCCUCGCCAUCAUCCUCUCUCAGACUCUAUAGGAACACAAACCCUCCUCCUCUUCCUCAGUAUCAUCAUCAUCACCCCUCCCCCCCGGCCCCCCAUCAGCUGGUGGAAAGAGAGCCCAUCUAUUACAGAUGGAUCACAUUCGUUAGCCCAAAGACCCUUAAUAUUAGCAUAGGACACAUACAGUGUGUUGUUCUGUCUCUGACCACUGGACUGUACCUAGACCGGAUGGAACCAGUAAUGUAUGGAAAAGAGUUUGAUUGCUGAAACUAACUGGACUAAUAGGGUGCAUUCAGUCCUGAUGGUCUGUGGGGGGACAUUGGCCCCCCUGGGUCGGGGAGCUGAGAGCACACAGACCUUUGACUGCACAUAAGGGUUCAGUGCCACGACUUUCAAGCACAUACACAUGAAAUGUUUGUAUACAUGUUGGAAGAAAAAACGAAUCAUUUCAUUUAUGUCCCUCAGUUUCAAAAGUGGCUUUGGGUGACCAGACGCGGGGCGGUUCCUGUAACGUUAUUCCUCGGUUCCCUAAUAUUUCAACACGACACUGCCACAACACGGUGCCUUAUAAUCCUCCACAUGUCCUCUGAUGUGAAGCUAUCUAUCGUCUCCUGCAUUGAGCAUUUUAUUUCCCAUGGAGGGAAGAAACAUUUCAGCACUUUCUGAUCAUCUGUCAUUAAUGGUUAAAUCGUGUUAAUUAUCAAUUGCAUCUUUUUUGUUGAGUACCUCAUUAUACACACAUUCUACUGAUACAUCUCCCAUAUGAGUGGAGAAGCCUCUCUUAUUCUGUACUAGUCUUAUUCAUGCAAUCCCGAUUGAAUGAGUCGGUGCAUCAAAUAAGAUUCAUUAUAAUAAUGGCUUUUCAGAAGUUUGCUCAAUGUCUGACAUCACGGUCAUCAGACUUUGAGCAUGGUGUGGUGAUAACCAAUUCCAUUUGAGGUUAUUUUAACAUUACUCUGCUUCACAGGAAUCACCAAAGCCAAUGCUAUCCUGCUUAUAUUUAAUAAAUCAGCCAUACUGUACUUUAAAUUCAUAAGUCCAAAUGAUUUUCCACUCGCAAUUACCAAUAAUACCCUAUUGACAAGCAGACUUCCACAUCCAUGCUUAUUACUUUAUUAGUUCUGUAUAAUUUAUAAGGGAGGCCAAAAAGUAGCUAUGUGCUUUAACUGUUUAAUUGUACUCUUAAGUUAUAUGAUGCCAAAUAUUUUUGAUGAAGAAAUUAAAUAUUUUACUUUUUUUAAUCAAUGUA